Messenger RNA from Aspergillus pseudoviridinutans, 195 nucleotides. RefSeq lists its product as uncharacterized. Lineage: Eukaryota; Fungi; Ascomycota; Eurotiomycetes; Eurotiales; Aspergillaceae. The record is from RefSeq and is a predicted model, not a curated record. The transcript has 2 exons. The coding region runs from base 1 to 195 and encodes 64 amino acids.
AUGGCAGAAACGGUCCAUGGAAAGCCCUUUGGUAUCCCAGUAAAGGAAUUUACUAAGGAGACGAUGGAGAAGCUCCUUGCUGGAGACGACCAGAUUCCAGUGGGUCUGUCGAAUAUUGCCUUUAAUAGCUGGGAACAGCAGCGUCAACAGGCCUUUCGGGGAGUGGUUGAUAUGAUGCGAAAAGGCGGAUUUUAA